AUGUUUCGACUACCGUUUCUAGCACUUCUCGUGGAACUCGCUUCGUCCUCGCCAUUGUCAAGACAAGCAUGCGAUUGUUGGCAGACAAAGGAGGAUGGUCUGCUCUUCACUGACUAUAAUAUUUUUGACUUCAGCUCCCUUGCUCAAUAUGUGUAUGCUGAGCCGAACGUGUUAGACGAUUAUGAAGCGAACCGCGUGGCCCCGGUCACGAGCGAAUACUUCGAGUCGACAGACUGGACGAGUUUCUUUAAACUUCAAACUUGGGAUUUCCCUGAUAAGCCUAUCAGGAUGAUCAACUCCCAGAAUAAUGUCUACCUACAGAAAGACGCAGAAGCAAGCACCUACCUGACACUUCGCACCCACCGCAGCCAGGACUUCCAGUCUGCUGCGGAAUUUGACACCAACGACCAAACUUUCACUGCUGCUUCGAUGCGCAUACGGGCCAAGGUACAGGGAGAUGCAGGAGCUUGUGCUGGAUUUUUUGUUUACAAGCAAGGCGACGAUGGCACUCAACACGAAUCAGAUAUCGAGAUACUCACCUACAACCCUACAACUACCGUUCAUUACACGACACAUCCCGAGCAGGAAACGCAUCAAGAGGAAGGGCGGUACACUAUAGAGGCUACACUGCCAUUUAGUGUGCAGUGGACUAAUUGGCAAGAUUACCGCAUGGACUGGACACAGGCUCAGACAACGUAUUAUGUCGACGGAGCCGAGAACGGCCGAUUGGCGCACUUGGAAUCUCAAGUGCCCAGCAACCUUAUCUUCAAUAUGUGGUCAUGGGGCAAUGAGGAGUGGGAGAAGACCAUGGCUGUCGGCGGCACGGCCUACCUGAAUCUCAAGCAGAUUGAGCUCGCUUAUAACACGUCCUCUGGCGGCAGCGCUUCGUGCACUAAUAUCUGCACGCUAAACUAG
This is a messenger RNA of Truncatella angustata, 915 nucleotides long. RefSeq names its product concanavalin A-like lectin/glucanase domain-containing protein. Gene Ontology annotation, biological process: carbohydrate metabolic process. Lineage: Eukaryota; Fungi; Ascomycota; Sordariomycetes; Amphisphaeriales; Sporocadaceae. The transcript has a single exon. The coding region runs from base 1 to 915 and encodes 304 amino acids. Gene Ontology annotation, molecular function: hydrolase activity, hydrolyzing O-glycosyl compounds. The record is from RefSeq and is a predicted model, not a curated record.